AUUCUACCUCUUAUAAUGUCUUUUUCAGUAUGACCGUGUUGUUCUUCACACUGUCCGGCCUUGAUCUGUUAAACGCACUGGAUGAGAUAGAUGAUGCAGAGAGAAAGCAUAUCAUUGACUGGAUAUAUUCCUUACAAAUAUUACCAGAAGAUAAAGACCAAAUGUCAAGAGCAGGAUUUCGCGGCGGUUCGUCCCUUGCCAGCUGUAGGUCAUCAAACAAGUACCUCUCGAACAUUUCCUCCUUUGACUGUGGUCACAUCACCAUGACCUACACAGCGCUAGCAUCCCUAGUCAUCCUUGGUGAUGACCUGAGUCGGGUUAACAGGGAAGCUCUCCUCGCACAUGUUGCAGCUCUGCAGUGUGAGGAUGGCAGCUUUUUCUCAACUUUGGGUGGAAGUGAAAAUGACAUGCGAUUUAUGUACUGUGCUGCCACAAUCUGCUAUAUUCUACAGGAUUUUUCUGCUAUCAAUAUAGAUGCUGCCGUAAAGUACAUAGUUAAUAGCAUGAGUUACGAAGGUGCUAUGGGUCAAGGUAUUUACCUAGAGUCACAUGGUGGAAGCAGUUAUUGUGCAGUAGCAACAUUGCAACUCAUGGGAAAACUAGAUUCAGCUCUUUCCAACACUCAGCGUCAGAGAUUAGUCAGGUGGUUAGUUAGCCGUUUGACCGAAGGAGGCUUUCAAGGUCGGCCGAACAAGCGAGCAGAUACCUGUUACACUUUUUGGAUAGGAGCUUCACUUAAGUUGCUUGGGUGCUUGGACCUCCUAGACAUCAGCGCACUGAGGCAGUUUGUACUCUCAACACAAGAUCCAAUUACAGGCGGACUAGCCAAAUACCCCGACACUCCCCCCGAUGGCCUGCACACCUACCUUGGCAUUAGUGGAUUAGCACUUCUUGAACAAGAUGAACUUCGGACCAUAGACCCAGCACUGAACAUCACCCAGAGAGCUCUAAAACACUUACAUACUUUGCACAAAAAUAAUCUUCAAAAUUCUGAUCCCUCUAUUAAGUGUUGAUAAGUAUUUUUAUAUUUUUCCCCAUGUCUUUAGUCUUUUGCAUUACUAGAGAAAUUUAAAUGAAUUACUAUUUAAAUAGAGGCAGAUGAUUAUAGAUAAUAUAUAUAUACACUUGUAUACAUAUAUAUAUGUAUAUACUUUGUGGGUAUAUAUAUAUACAAGGUCAGUCCAGAAAGAAACCAAACUUAGGGGAAAAUAUUUAUUGCUUUGCCUGCUUCUGAUUAGUCCCUUAAGUGUUGAUAUACUGCGUCCAUUUUUUCCAGUUCUGGAGCACUUUAUGAAGGCUUCAGCUCAGGUCUUUUACAGUUUUUCUUGUAUCUCUUUCAUUGUCUGAAAUCAGCCAUUAGGACCUUUAUCCCGAGUAAGGAUUGGCACAUGAGCAAAUGCAUUGUCAAGUUUUUUGUUUGUUUGUUUGUCAGAGACCAAGUGAAAAUCCUUAUGAACCAUAUGUUCCAAAAAUUCCCAAAGAUGAAAAGACAAACACUAUCCCACUAAAAGUACUCUUUGUAAGGAAAUAAUAUUUUUUGCAUCUACAUUUUUUAAGUUCAGUUUCUUUUUAGAAUGACCUUGCAUAAUUAUGCUUAGUGAUGGUUUUAGUAAUUCAGAUUUGUAGAUGGACUCAAACUAUUUAAGGACUGUAUAUAAUGUAAAUGUCUAUGGAUGGUUGUGAGAUGUUACACUUCUUUAUCUUCUUGAAUAUUUUAUGGUUAUUAUUCACUAUCAACAGCAUUUUGGUCAUUAAUAUUGAUUAUUACUCUUACAAUUAUGAAUGUGCUUCUGUUAUUAUUAUUAUUAUUAUUAUCAUUAUUAUUGCUCUUAUUAUAACUAUUAGUAUGACUGUUAUCUACCAUACAAUUACUCAUUUUUUGCCAUUUUUUACUUACUUUUUCUUACUUUCUUACUUUAUUUUCAUAUUGUGAUCAGAGAGUGUGAAUGUGUCCGUAUAUGUGCACACGUUUUGAUAUUUGCUUGCAACAUAUUUAGUACAGAACAUCAGUAAAAGGCCCAAAGGAACUUAACUGCUUGCAUUUGAUGAUGAUUCUGUAGGCAUAAUGACAGUAAGUCCAUUUUUCCCUUUGCCCCAAUCCUGUCAAUGUGCUAGAUGUUGGUUCAGGUACGACAGCCUCCACCUUAAGCCAGAGUAUCAGCAUGGAGGGGUGGUUGUUCCAGGAGGUUUUCCCAUGAAAUUUUAUGAAAACCAUCAUUUCCCUGAAUUAAUUGCAGAAUCCUGACAUCCUUUUCGGGAGGAAACUUGUAGGCAAAGUUUUGAAGUCGUUAUUAUACUAUAACAGUGUGGGUGGUAUUUACCAUAAGAGUAAGAGAAUAUAAUAAAGAUGGAAGAUAUUCUCAUGGUCAACAUCACCAUAAAUAAUGACACAUGUCAGACCAGUCAAUUUGAAACCUAUGUAUAUAACUUUU
Messenger RNA from Penaeus indicus, 2432 nucleotides. RefSeq names its product geranylgeranyl transferase type-1 subunit beta-like (gene betaggt-I). The record is from RefSeq and is a predicted model, not a curated record. The coding region runs from base 30 to 1013 and encodes 327 amino acids. NCBI's taxonomy places the organism in Eukaryota, Metazoa, Arthropoda, Malacostraca, Decapoda, Penaeidae. Gene Ontology annotation, biological process: protein geranylgeranylation. Gene Ontology annotation, molecular function: CAAX-protein geranylgeranyltransferase activity. The transcript has 6 exons. Gene Ontology annotation, cellular component: CAAX-protein geranylgeranyltransferase complex.